UCCGCUUCUCAGCAGCAGAGCAGAGCAGAGCAGAUCACUUCACACCUAGCACAUCAACCAGAUCUGUGCUCUUCCCAUGCACCUUCUGUGAACUUCUCCCAGAUUUUGUUUCUUUGUUUGUUUGUUUGUUUGUUUGUUUGUUUGUUCCCAGCCUGCUGUAAUUCCGGAGCGCAAAGCCGGUUGCUGGAUUUGUUUGUGCGGAAAUGUUGAUAAAGUUGAUCGCGUUGUGGAUUUUCUGGAUCGGUGUGAGCGCAGAGUUUGAUGGAAGGUGGCCCAGGCAGAUGGCCUCGUCCAAUGGUCUGUGCCGCUACGGCACUCGCAUCGAUUGCUGCUGGGGCUGGACACGGCGCUCCUGGGGGCAUUGCCAGCCUCUCUACGCCCUAACCAACAGCGUAAUCGGGAUAAGGUGCCAAGCCAAAGCUCUGUGUCAGCAUGGAUGCAAGCAUGGAGACUGUAUCGGACCCAACAAGUGCAAGUGUCACCCUGGUUUUACAGGAAAGACCUGCAACCAAGAACAGCAGGAUUAUGUAAACCCCUCAAUCUGGGACAGUCUCCCUCCUCUAUUUGUUCCUAUGGACCAUCCGGCAGUGGGGGUGCCUCCGGAGGAUCUGAACGAGUGUGGCCUGAAGCCUCGACCCUGUAAACACAGGUGCAUGAACACAUACGGCAGCUACAAGUGCUACUGCCUCAACGGCUACAUGCUUCAGCCUGACGGGACCUGCGGAAAUGCACGGACAUGCAGUAUGGCUAACUGCCAGUACGGCUGUGAGGUGAUGAAAGGGGAAGUUCGAUGCCAGUGUCCAUCUCCCGGCCUACAGCUCGCCCCAGAUGGCAGGACAUGCGUGGACGUGGACGAGUGCGCCACAGGCCGCAGCGUUUGCCCACGCUUCCGAAAGUGCAUCAACACAUUCGGGAGUUACAUCUGCAAGUGUCACGAUGGCUUCGACCUGCAGUACAUCAAUGGCAAAUACCAGUGUUUAGACAUCGAUGAGUGCUUGACUGGGCAACACCAGUGUAGUGCAUUCUCCACCUGCUACAACACACCAGGCUCCUUCAAGUGCAAGUGCAAGGACGGUUUCCGAGGCGGAACGGGUCACGAGUGCAAACCCAUUCCCAGAGUGAUCAUCGAGCCUCCCCGACCAGGAAAGAUCCCACCUGGGAACAACAGAAUUCCAGAUACAGACAAAAAGAGGACCACUACUACUGUUCAACCACCAGUGACUGCCAAGAGGAUUUCUCCAAGCACACCAACCACCAAAACACCUUUAAAGAAAAUCACCCCAACACCCAAAAAGCCAACCAUCCCUACACGUAAACCACCUACAACCUCACACAAACUUCCCACUGUUGUCACCCAUAAGCCCCAUGUCACACAUCAUCGUCCCACCACCACCAUCAUCACCACCACCACCACCACCACCAGCACAACCACUAAAUCCCCAGCUACAACACCAAGGGUGCCAGCUACCCCUCCAGUUACUCCCUUGGACAACAACAUCCAUAAAGACAACAACGAAAAACAGAGGGGUGAUGUCCACAUACCUCGGAAUAAUGGAGAUAACAAUGUUCUCGGGACCGAUUUAGACAUUGAACUGGGUAACACUGAAGAUGAGCUAAAAGACGACCCAGAGGCUGGGUUUCUGAGCUGCUCCUUUGAUCAGGGCCUCUGCGACUGGAUCCAGCACAAAGAGGGAGACGUGCACUGGGAGACAGUACCAGACCCUUCAGGUGGAAAGUAUCUGACCAUCUCUGAAGCACCAGGUAAACGGAGCGGCCGUGGAGCUCAGCUCAUUCUUCCUUUGACAUCUCCCUGGAGCGAGGGCAACCUGUGUCUGGCUUUCCGGCACAAGUUGGCAGGUCACCACGUAGGCAUGCUGCAGGUGUUUGUGCAGAAAGGCAGACAGCACAGUCCGGCAGUGUGGGGUCGCACAGGAGGCAGUGGCUGGAGGACGACACAGAUCACACUGUGGGGCAACGGCCUGGAGAGUGUGAUUGUGAAGGGUGAACGACGGAGAGGCCACACUGGCGAAAUGGUUCUGGAUGACAUCAGUCUUAGGAAAGGAGUCUGUCAGGAAGAACACAACCUGAGGAGACUCUAACAAACAAAAACAAAACACAAAUGGAAAACCUUUUCGCCUGACGAUUCGCUUAAGAAAGAAAAGUGAGAACUGCUUUCUCGUGGACUUCCCUCGAGAUUACGAGAGCGCCUCCUACAGCGGACAAACGCCUGCUAUGCCUACUCUAGGGGGAACAAAUUGUGUACGGAAUAAAGAAAUUCAGUAGUUUUGAAAACAAGGAAAAUGUGCCAAUUUCUUUUUCGAAAUGUCAUACACUUCCGUAUGAUUUCCAAUGAGACAAGAGGAAAAACGGACCCGGCUGUGCCACGGCCACACGUUUGCUCUUGAGACUGCCAUUUUAAAGCCUUUUUUUUUUUUUUUUUUUUAAACAGAACAAAAACUACCCAACGAGAGCAUUGUGUGCUUAAACACGACCCUGAGAGACAGCGUGUUUCCAUUGUAUUAUUGUAAAUGUAUCCGUGUGUACAUUAUAUAUAUAUAUAUAUAUAUAUAUAUAUAUAUAUAUAUAUAUAUAUAUAUAUAUAUAUAUAUAUAUAAAUAUAUAUAAAUAUAUAAUAGAUAUAUUUGAAAAAAAAAAUGCUUUGCUAGUGCAGAAUUACAGUAUGUAAAUCCUUUAACGUGUGUAAGUGAUGCAGGGCGAUGUUUACAUGACCCCCGAAUUUCAAGUGUUUUCUUGGCAUUAUGUAUUCUGUAAUCUACCAUCAAAUUGUUUUUGCAUUACAAUUUUAAGUGGCUGUAUCAGCCAUCCUGUAUUGGCAUAUGAUACGCGUGUGUAACCCUUUAACUCUUACAAUAGGACAUGCUGAUCUUUUGACCUGGACGUUCCCAUUCCUUCCUCCGCUCCCUACACUGUCCUCACACUUGUUUUAGACAAAUUAUGUCAGUAUUUAAAGAUUUAUGCCAAUAAAAGUUGUGAAUGUACACUUUACAGUUA
This is a messenger RNA of Silurus meridionalis, 3012 nucleotides long. RefSeq names its product nephronectin a (gene npnta). The record is from RefSeq and is a predicted model, not a curated record. Gene Ontology annotation, cellular component: membrane. Gene Ontology annotation, molecular function: calcium ion binding. The transcript has 14 exons. NCBI's taxonomy places the organism in Eukaryota, Metazoa, Chordata, Actinopteri, Siluriformes, Siluridae. The coding region runs from base 204 to 2099 and encodes 631 amino acids.